This is a messenger RNA of Rhodamnia argentea, 642 nucleotides long. RefSeq lists its product as uncharacterized. The transcript has a single exon. The record is from RefSeq and is a predicted model, not a curated record. Bases 187 to 438 code for a protein of 83 amino acids. NCBI's taxonomy places the organism in Eukaryota, Viridiplantae, Streptophyta, Magnoliopsida, Myrtales, Myrtaceae.
CCACCACAGCCCCUUGUUUUUCCCCGAACUCCUUUCGGCCUCUUGUGCCUCCGAAUUCAUGCAUUUGGCGCUCUCAACGUACCAUCUCAUCUCAUCUUGUACGCCUGUAUUUAAGAACCACCCCAUCCAUCUCCUCACCCACAAACGCAGCACCAUUGUGUCGUAGACCAGUGAGCAGGAGAAAAGAUGAGCGUUUCGAGAAGAGCUUGGGUGGUAGCAUCGAGCGUGGGAGCUGUGGAGGCACUGAAAGAUCAGGGCUUCUGCAGGUGGAACUACGCCUUCCGGUCGCUGCACCAGCGAGCCAAGAACCAUGUCCGGUCGUCCUUGUUGGCCCAGAAGAAGCUGUCCCCGAUGUCCCGCGCCACGAACGAUGAGUCGAAGCGGGCCGAGGAGUCCCUGAGGAAAGUCAUGUUCUUGAGCUGUUGGGCUCCUAACUGAUGGAACAUUCCAUGCAAUUCUCUUAUUAUUGGAUUCAUAUGGAUCCCAAAAAUAUGCCUGUAAAAUUGUAUAGAGCAGCCUGCCCUUGCACCAGAAAUUAAUUAGCAAUCAUUAUCGGAAGAAGUUAAUUUCGAGGACUUAUCCAGUCAAGACUUCUUGUAAUGAAUCUCUAUCCUAAUGAAAAAAUUUACUUAAUCAUAGUUU